Molecule: messenger RNA, 3832 nt
Organism: Lagenorhynchus albirostris (white-beaked dolphin)
Lineage: Eukaryota; Metazoa; Chordata; Mammalia; Artiodactyla; Delphinidae
Gene: TTYH2
Product: tweety family member 2
Exons: 14
Coding region: 44-1597 (517 amino acids)
Cellular component (GO): plasma membrane
Molecular function (GO): volume-sensitive chloride channel activity; intracellularly calcium-gated chloride channel activity
Source: RefSeq, a predicted model, not a curated record
UGCGGUCGGCGGUCGCAGCGGGCGGGCGCACUCCGGCAGAGCCAUGCUGGCGGCGCGCGUGGAGUAUAUCGCGCCCUGGUGGGUGGUGUGGCUGCACAGCGUCCCGCACGUCGGCUUGCGCCUGCAGCCGGUGGACAGCACCUUCAGGCCCCGCGAUGAGAGUUACCAGGAGUCGCUGCUGUUCCUGGGGCUGGUGGCCGCCGUCGGGCUGGGCCUGAACCUCGUCUUCCUCGCGGCUUACCUGGUGUGUGUGUGCUGCUCCCUGCAGAGCAGUGCGGUGCAGACCAAGCAUCGCCACCCCUGCUGCAUCACCUGGACGGCCGUGGCGGCUGGGCUCGUCUGCUGUGCUGCGGUGGGCGUUGGUUUCUAUGGAAACAGCGAGGCCAACGACGGGGUGUACCAGCUGAUCUACUCCCUGGACAAUGCCAACCACACCUUCUCUGGGAUCGAUGUGCUGGUGUCUGGAACCACCCAGAAGAUGAAGGUCGACCUCGAGCAGCACCUGGCCCGGCUCAGUGAGAUCUUUGCCACCCGGGGCGAUUACCUCCAGACGCUGAAGCUCAUGCAGCAGAUGGCGGGCAACAUCAUCGUGCAGUUGGCAGGGGUGCCCGUGUGGACAGAGGUCACCGAGGAGCUGACCCAACUGGUCAACCAGACUGGCUACGUGGAGUACUACCGGUGGCUCUCCUACCUCCUGCUCUUCGUCCUGGACCUGGUCCUUUGCCUCCUCGCCUGCCUGGGACUGGCCAAGAGCUCCAGGUGCCUCCUGGCCUCGGUGCUGUGCUGUGGGGUGGUGGCCCUGCUUCUCAGCUGGACGUCCCUGGCUGCUGACACUGCUGCGGCGGUGGGCACCGGCGACUUCUGCGCGGCUCCCGACGCCUUCAUCCUCAACAUCACGGAGGGCCAGCUCCGCACAGAGGUGACCCGUUACUACCUGUAUUGCAGUCAGAGUGCAAGCAGCCCCUUCCAGCAGGCACUGACCAUCUUCCAGCGCUCGCUGACCACCAUGCACAUCCAGGUGACGGGACUGCUGCAGUUUGCUGUCCCGCUUUUCCCCACAGCAGAGAAAGAUCUGCUCAGAAUCCAGCUCCUGUUGAAUUCAUCUGAGUCCAGCCUCCACCAGCUGAUGGCCAUGUUGGAUUGCCGGGGGCUGCACAAGGACUACCUGGACGCCCUCACUGGCAUCUGCUACGACGGCCUCGAGGGCCUGCUGUACCUCGGCCUCUUCUCCCUCCUGGCUGCCCUCACCUUCUCUACCAUGAUCUGCAUGGGGCCAGGGGCCUGGAAGCACUUUGCCACCAGGGACAGAGACUACGACGACAUCGACGAGGACCUCUUCAACCCCCAGGCCCGGCGCAUCGCUGCCCACAACCCCCCUCGCGGGCAGCUUCGCAGCUUCUGCAGCUACAGCAGCGGCCUGGGCAGCCAGACCAGCCUGCAGCCCCCGGCCCAGACUAUCUCCAAUGCCCCCGUCUCGGAGUACAUGAACCAAGCUCUGCUCUUCGGUGGGAACCCACGCUACGAGAAUGUGCCGCUCAUUGGAAGAGGCUCCCCUCCGCCCACGGCACCGUAUCUUGGGCCCGAUGGACAAAAAUGACCCAGGCACUUGUUUAAAAAUACCAGUCCAGGGACUUCACUGAAGACGUAGCCCGGGUGAACCUCGUCGUCAAGCAAGUUUGGAAAAUACUGCUUCACGGAGGAGGGUCUCACUCUUGAACAUCCAUCACCUGGGGGACUCAUUGCAACACAGGCCGCUGGGCCCACCCUGCUUCAGAUUCAGAAUAUCUGGGGUGGGGCUCGGGGAUUUGCAUUUCUAACCUGUUCCCAGGCAAAGCCUGAAGCCUGCUCAGGGGCAGGCUUCCUCGCUCGGCGUACCAACACUUUGAGCCAGAGCGCUGUGUGUCACGGGAGCCGUCCUGUGCACUGUCAGAGGUUUAGCUGCAUCCCUGGCCUCCACCCACGCGAUGCCAGUAGCAUCCCCACUCCAUAGCCCCCAGCCAUGACAACUGAAAACGCCUCCAGACAUUACCAGAUGUCCCUGGGCAGGGGCUAAAUUGCCCCUGGUUGAGACCCACUGGGUUAAGGGGUCUCAGGCCCCUACUCCCUGCCCCCCAGCAGGAAGCCUUCGUCCAUCUCUGGUGUGAACGGCCUAGACCUGGACCCCAGAAACAUCCCUGGCGCUAGGAGACAGUCAGGGUCCUGUGGACCAUUGCUACUUGGAGUUAGCUGCCCAGCAGCACCUGGAGCUUGUUAGAAAUGCAGAAUCUCAGGUCCUACGUGUGAUGUGAGAUGUGCUAACCUAAGAAGCCGCAUCUCUACUUCCGAGCAGAGGCCGGCUAACAUCUGUGGAUGAAUGCUUAAACUUUGUGUUUCUCCGACUUGGCUGCACUUGGAAGAACUUACAGAAAAAUAUUCAUGGCGUUUUAUUUUAUUUUUUUCUGUAAGAUAAUUAUAGUCUUAUUUUUCUCACAUCAAAAGGAGAAAACAACUUAUCUCUCCUGUCCUAACCCUUAAUGAGCAAUUUGCCAGCGAAUUUAAAUGAAUUUAUCUUGUGAUAUAAUCACCAUGACGAUCUUAGAUCAUUCCAGUAGUUGUCAAGCUUGUUUUACGAACUAGGACACUGAGUCUAAGAGGAUUAAUGUGAAUUGCUAAGAGCUACGCAGCUAGUAAUAAUGAUGAUAAUAAGCAAUAAUAGUGAUAACAUUUAUUGAGCACCUGCUACUAAGCUGAUUCAGACAUAGUCACUUUUGUGGGUUUUUUUGUGGUACGCGGGCCUCUCACUGCCAUGGCCUCUCCCGUUGCGGAGCACAGGCUCCGGACGCGCAGGCUCAGCGGCCAUGGCUCACGGGCCCAGCCGCUCCGCGGCGUGUGGGAUCUUCCCGGACCGGGGCACGAACCCUCGUCCCCUGCAUCGGCAGGCGGACUCUCAACCAUUGCGCCACCAGGGAAGCCCCAAGUCACUUUUAUCUAGUAGCAGAUACUGAGCUGCUUGACUUGCUCUCCACCUCCUCACUUUCCUUACGCAGGGUCCCAGGACCCGGGAGACAUGUACCCAGCUGCAUGCAGGUGUAGCCCACAGCGUGACUCUCCCAGCUUUAUGGAGGGAUUUGCUUUUGCACUACUCGAUGCCAGUUGGUCAGGGAGGAACCUCGUGGGUCACCGGCCAGUGCUGCUGGUGGUACUUGAAAAGGCUUAACUUUAUGUUAUGUGUGUUUUAUCACAUAAAAAACAAUACUGGUGGGCGUGGCCUAGGUUUCAGGAUGCUUUUAGACCCACCCCUGCCCUCGCAGUGUCUCAGAUACACAGCCACGUUUGAGAACCCCCGUGUCAGGGGUCUUGCCUGCUUUAUGUCACUCCAUCCUUUCAGCGGAAGAGCUGAGUGUUCUUAGGGCCAUCGUGCAGGUGGGGAAACAGAGGCUUGGAGCAACUGGAGAGCCUCCGCCGAGGUCAGGGAUGAGUAAGGUGCACAGCUGGGAUUUGAGCCUGGCUCUCUGAGUCAGUGGCCUUGUGCCCCCGGCCUGCUCACUAGGCGGGCUUCUAGGCACACUGCCGCAUUAGGGUGGCUGGUCGGUGUGUGCAUCUCGAGUUUGAGGCUGGGACCCAGACGUCCUGAUGGCCCCAGGGUUGGAGGCAUCAGCAGACACGAAGCCUGCCCAGGCCACUUGAGGAUCCUCUGAUAAUCGCCACGAGGCCUUGACAUUGAAACUUGGUGCCCGGCCACUGUGGCUGGCCCAGCUCGCGCUUCCUCAGAAGUUCCAGCAUUUUUGCUAGUACGGUGUCUGGUUUAACGGGUGAUGUGUGACCCUGUUCUGACUGUCCCCUCCCCUCUCUC